Pelobates fuscus (common spadefoot toad) is the source of this 2959-nucleotide messenger RNA. It is a transcript of the gene BCLAF3, whose product is annotated as BCLAF1 and THRAP3 family member 3. The transcript has 12 exons. Gene Ontology annotation, cellular component: mediator complex. NCBI's taxonomy places the organism in Eukaryota, Metazoa, Chordata, Amphibia, Anura, Pelobatidae. The record is from RefSeq and is a predicted model, not a curated record. Bases 429 to 2363 code for a protein of 644 amino acids. Gene Ontology annotation, molecular function: transcription coregulator activity; DNA binding. Gene Ontology annotation, biological process: positive regulation of transcription by RNA polymerase II.
AUGCAGCCUCCAGGCAGAGCUGCAGCAUGUGUGAUUGGGGCUGAGCUCGGCUAUUACUUCCGGGGGAGUUGCACAGUUCAUCAGGCAGCAGAUUGCAAGCAGUGACUGCAAACUGGAGCUCAGAUCGGGCAAUCGGACUAGGACUACUUACCUCCCAUCCUGGAAUAAAGGGAUAUCUGCUCGCACUGCCCCCCCAUACCCUGACAGGAGCUUUAUAAAUACCACCCCGCCUCCUGAAGCUGCCAUCUGAAAACAAACCCCAAAAGAUAUUUAUAGCGUGUUUGUUUCAACCUUGACCUUCAAGAGCAAGUAAUGAUAUGAAACUGAAUAUUUGGAUGAAAGAAAUAUACAUUGUGGAAUCUAUCCUAGACCACAGGGGAACUUGCAAAUACGCAUCAUUUUUGACGGUAUAGGUUGUACCAUAAAGAAUGGCAAAAUCAAGAUCCAGAUCACCCAGGUGGAAGAACAGGCCACCAUUGCACAGAAGCCCAGAGCAACAAAGGCAAAGACACUACAGUGAUGAAGUAUUCCGCAGAGAUACAAGAAGGCCCAUACACUGGGAAGAAGAUCGUCAUGGGCAAAAUAAUCCAAGAAUAGUUCCACAUAACCGAUUCAAUGAUAAAUUGUAUGAACAGAAUUUGUUUCCCCCGAAGAUAAGAAAAUCUCCUUUAGAACCUGCUGAUAGACUGAGGAGAAUUUAUUCCCCAGAAAGGAAUGGGGAAAGCAGUAGAAGAUUCCCCACAAAGUACCCAGAGGACGCCCCUCAUAGAGAUAAUGAUCGUAAUUUUAACCAUCACAGAAACCAAGGACGGAACUUACAUGAUGAUGCAAAUGGUUUUAGGAUAGGAAGGAGAGAAGACAGUUUUCAUGGACCUCAUCGCAGAGAACCUGAUUGGGAAAGGGGUGAAAAUGGAGAUCACUGGAAACAAGAAGGGCACAGAGAUCAGCAUGCUUUGCCAUACAGAAGAAAUUCUCAAGAACGAGGCAUUUUUCCGAAGAGGUAUCCAGAAGAUCGUAAUUUUAAAGAACCUGGUCAAGGUCCAAAAAGGCUUAGAGAAACAGAGAGACUUGAACAUAGACCACUGCCAAGAAAUCCCCACUGGAAGACAGAUCAUGUGUUCCGGCCAUCUGAAGGAAAGGAUUGGUCAAAAACCUCAGACUUCAGAAAUCCAAGUCCUCUUGUUCACCGUGCAAACUCUGGAGAGUUCACCAAAAUAGAAUAUGACUAUAGUCAUAAAUCUCCUUCUUAUGUUGGUAUGGAUCUACCAUUUCCUGAUGAUUUUGUUGACAAACACAACAGACAUGAAGAAAGAAAACCUGUUCACACCAAAAAUUCCCACGAUAUAUUGGACAGUCAUACUAGAGAAAGGGGAAAAUAUUCUUCGGAACGACUACUAGACUCCUCUACUAAAUACAGUAUUAAGAAGUAUCAUAAUUCAGAUCGGGAUAAUUUAAAAAAUGAAAUGGAGAGUAAGCACCAAAAUCAUAAAUACAAGGAACGGGGAAGAAACAAUAGUGUCCCACAUAAGGAGUCCAUUCCUCCCACAGACCAACUUGACCAAAGUUCCAAUUCUUCUGUAUCUAAACCAGCUUUGAAUAACACCUCUUCCAUGGAAACUAUCACGGUUAAUUUGAAUUUGAAGAAACAAGCGGAUAAGUAUAGGAGUGAUAUCAAUUCUACCGAUAGACAGCUGUCUCACGAUUUGGUGGUCUCUGGUAGAAAGGAGACCUUUCGACCUGUGUUUGAACACUUAGACUCUACCACUGUGGGUGCUCCUGAGAUACCGAAGACUGAAUUUACUCAGGAAAUUAUCACCAUUAUCCAUGAAGUGAAAGCAAACCAUUUCAAAUCCGCUGACCUUACUCUUCAUGAACGUUUUUCCAAAUUGCAAGCAGAGAGCAAUAAACAAGAUUUGAACCUAAACAAAGUCCCACCACAGACAAAUCCAGAGAUUCAUAGGAGGAUUGAUAUCUCGCUUGAAGAUCUCCAGAACAAAUCCAUUAACAGGAUUGAUGUGCCACUGCCCAACAAGAGAGUGAUUGAGGAUCCAAAUGACUUGCGUCACGAUAUAGAGAGGCGGAGAAAAGAGAGACUGCAGGGUGAUGAGAACGGGGGUAAUGACGUUGGUUUCCAGGAAAGGGAGGCAUCCAACAGCUAUUACCGGCCACAAAACCACGAAACAGGAGAAUACCACAGAUCAAGACAACCCAGACCUCCUUUCCGAAAGUCAACAGGGCAACCUUCAGGUUCAUACUACAGAGGAAAAACAAACCAGUCGUAUCCUCCACAAACUAGUUUUGACAAAACAGAUGAAAUCCGCAGACCAUAUAAGGGACGGGGAGAUGCUGCCAUGGGAUUGUAACCUCCUAACUUUGACAAAAUGAAGAUAAUGUACAAAAGAGCUUAUUUUCUUGGGUACACAUCACUGGCAGGACACCUUCUAGAGCGACGGUGGCCAAUGUUUGGCUCUCAGACUGUUCUAGGACUUAUCAAGAGUGACUAACUGGAUGAUGGGAGUUGUAAUCCAGCCACUCGAAAGCCUGUGGUCAAUGUCUUACAGAACUGGCACUAAAGAUAAACUGUUUCUGAUGAAAAUACCUUUAUUUUUGGGUAGAGGAAUGCUGCACAACCUUUUAUACUCUUUUCAACUGUUUUUUUUUUUUUUUUCUAUGACAGUAUUAAGCUGGACAAUUGCUUGUGUAAAGUGUCACUUUUCUUGCGAGGAUUAUUAUAAGUUGGUUUAUAUGUUAAUUUUUUGUUUCUAGAGUAAAGACUUCCAUUGGGUUUAACAGUUUGUCUUAUUUAUUAUUCUUUAUUUCUGUCCUUUUUUGUUUCACAAUUAAUGCAUGGACUUUUUUUCUUCUUUUUUUCCUCAGUUAUUGUUUCUUGUGUUAGUUCAGGACAUUUAUUUGUUGGAAAGUUUGUGUAUUGAUACAAUAAAGUGCCUGAAUAGUUUAA